CGCAGUGCUGGGGAUGGAGCGGCGGCGGAGAGCCGGCAUCGCCCUCACCCUCAGCUCCCUGUCCCUGCUCUUCUCCGUCACCGCCUUCUGCAGCAGCUACUGGUGCCAGGGCGUCCGCAAGGUGCCCAAACCCUUCUGCACCGGGGCCGCCCGGGAGAAGGCGGGGCUCUGCAUCCGCGGCAACGGCUCCGACUCCAACGGCAGCGCCGCCGUGCACUACUCCUGGGAGACCGGCGAAGACAAGUUCCUGGAGCGGCGCUUCCAUGCCGGCAUCUGGGUGUCCUGCGAGGAGACCGUCAGCGGGGACGGUGAGAAAUGUCGCAGCUUUAUUACUCUCACGCCCCCUGCAGAUCGAGGCGUCUUGUGGCUCUCGAUCGUGGCUGAAGUCCUGUACAUCACGUUGCUCCUCACAGGAGUCAGCCUUAUGUCGGUGGAGGUUUGCUAUUAUACCUCAGUUAUUGAUGGCCUCAAGCUCAACGCCUUUGCUGCCAUUUUUACUGUUUUAUCAGGGCUGCUCGGGAUGGUUGCACACAUGAUGUACACAACGGUGUUCCAGAUGACGGUCAAUCUUGGUCCAGAGGAUUGGAGACCUCAGAACUGGGACUAUGGCUGGUCCUACUGUUUGGCGUGGGGCUCAUUCACGUGCUGUAUGGCGGCAUCGGUAACUACCAUCAACAGAUACACAAAGACCAUCCUAGAAUUCAAGCAGAGGAGACGGAACCUGGAGAGAAGUUUACAGAACAAGCAGAAAACACAGGAGGCGGACGGCUCUCCGCCGGUGUGGGACAUCUGUAUAAACUCGUUACAUGGUAACAGAGAGGGCUUCGUGGAUUUAGCGAUACCAGCGCAGAAUCCCUCAAACUACGGAAACCUGAAUCAUUUCCCCAAUACGCAGUGUGACGAGUACUGCUAGUUUUUACUACAUUUCUGGUGAUUAUUUACUAUUUUUUAAUAAAAUCAAUGA
Messenger RNA from Bufo bufo (common toad), 964 nucleotides. It is a transcript of the gene GSG1L2, whose product is annotated as GSG1 like 2. Gene Ontology annotation, cellular component: plasma membrane. The coding region runs from base 14 to 913 and encodes 299 amino acids. The record is from RefSeq and is a predicted model, not a curated record. Lineage: Eukaryota; Metazoa; Chordata; Amphibia; Anura; Bufonidae. The transcript is spliced from 5 exons.